Messenger RNA from Candoia aspera, 3277 nucleotides. RefSeq names its product acyl-CoA dehydrogenase medium chain (gene ACADM). The coding region runs from base 62 to 1330 and encodes 422 amino acids. Lineage: Eukaryota; Metazoa; Chordata; Lepidosauria; Squamata; Candoiidae. Gene Ontology annotation, cellular component: cytoplasm; mitochondrion. The record is from RefSeq and is a predicted model, not a curated record. Gene Ontology annotation, biological process: medium-chain fatty acid catabolic process; fatty acid beta-oxidation. Gene Ontology annotation, molecular function: flavin adenine dinucleotide binding; medium-chain fatty acyl-CoA dehydrogenase activity. The transcript is spliced from 12 exons.
GUCGGCCCGUCAGGAGUGCGGUGUGUGGUGAGCGGAGGAGGGAAAGAAGAAGGGCAACGUCAUGGCUGUGCUGAGAGUCUCUCGGCUCAUACAAAGCAUUGUUACUCGUGGUUUGAGAGCACAAUCCAUUCAGGCUACUGCAACCUCACCAAAAAGCAAAUCUACUGCUGGAUAUAGCUUUGAACUUACUGAUGAACAGAAGGAAUUUCAAGCUACAGCACGUAAAUUUGCUAGAGAAGAAAUAAUACCUGUUGCUGCUCACUAUGACAAAACUGGAGAGUAUCCUGUUCCUCUGAUUAAAAGAGCAUGGGAGCUUGGCUUAAUAAAUACACACAUACCAGAGAGUUGUGGUGGUCUUGGCCUUGGCAGUUUUGAUAACUGCCUUAUUACUGAAGAAUUGGCUUAUGGAUGUACAGGGAUUCAGACGGCUAUUGAGGCAAAUUCUCUAGGUCAAAUGCCAGUCAUAAUUGCAGGAAAUGAGCAACAGCAGAAAAAAUAUUUAGGAAGAAUGACUGAAGAGCCCAUAAUGUGUGCAUAUUGUGUUACAGAACCUGGAGCAGGCUCUGAUGUUGCAGGUCUAAAGACAAGAGCUGAAAAGAAAGGAGAUGAAUAUAUUAUUAAUGGACAAAAAAUGUGGAUCACUAAUGGCGGCAAGGCUAAUUGGUAUUUUUUAUUGGCACGUUCCGAUCCUGAUCCAAAAGUUCCUGCAAAUAAAGCUUUUACUGGAUUUAUUGUGGAAACUGACAGCCCUGGAAUACAGAUUGGAAGAAAGGAGCUUAACAUGGGUCAGCGCUGUUCAGAUACGAGAGGGAUUGUUUUUGAGGAUGUAAGAGUGCCCAAAGAAAAUGUACUUAUUGGUGAAGGAGCUGGCUUUAAAAUUGCCAUGGGAGCAUUUGAUAAAACACGGCCUCCAGUAGCAGCUGGUGCUGUCGGAUUAGCACAGAGAGCUUUGGAUGAAGCUACAAGAUAUGCUAUGGAAAGAAAAACAUUUGGGAAAGUCAUCGCAGAGCACCAAGCAGUGUCCUUCAUGUUGGCUGAAAUGGCAAUGAAAGUGGAACUAUCUCGCCUGGCUUACCAGAGGGCAGCAUGGGAGAUAGAUGCUGGUCGUAGAAAUAGCUAUUAUGCAUCUAUAGCAAAGGCGUAUGCUGGAGACAUUGCAAAUCAAGUAGCUUCUGAUGCUGUCCAGAUUUUUGGGGGAAAUGGAUUCAAUAGUGAAUAUCCAGUAGAAAAACUAAUGAGAGAUGCAAAAAUAUUCCAGAUUUAUGAAGGAACAGCUCAAAUUCAGAGAGUAAUUAUAGUCCGUGAACAUAUUGGCAAGUUUAAAGGUUGAGAGCGUCCCUGACAUGCAUUAGCCUGAUAUACAAAUGUUUGGGGUUUUUUUUUCUGGUGCAUUACUUUUAAUAUUGGACAAAAAUGGUUUCAACAGCAGUAGUGUCAAAUCUUAAGUACGUGAAAAAGCUAGUCACUUACCUUCUAGAACUAUUCAGGAAAUUUCUUUAGUGACUUCACAGUUUUGCCCAACUUCAUCGUGACAUGGUUAUCUUGGUCCUCUGAAAUCUCUGUAGCGUAUUUAAAGUGCCUUGGACUUUUAUAAUUGAACAGGUCGGUGACAUAAAUUAGAUGAAGAAUUUGAUACAAGUUGAAGUUCUGGGAGCCAUGUGUAAAUUGGAUAUUGUUAGGUUUGUACUGCAGUAAUUACUAAAUACUAUAUAUUGACUACAAGAUUAAAAAUAAAUUUAUUGUAGAUAAAUUAGUUGUAUUGCCUGUAGCUGAAUCCAUAAAGAAUAUAGAAGAGUUACUUUUGUUCUACAGGACAGAAUGACAUUUAAUGAAGGCUCCUUGCUGAAAGAUGCGAAAAAAUAAAUUGCUUUAUCCAGAUUUUAUCUUUCCCAUGCCUUACCUCCACUGAAUGGAAUGUACUUCAACCGUCUAAGAUAAAUUUUCAGGAUGCUGUAAAGGAAGAAGAGAAACACAUAUAGAAAAUAUAUGACGAUGGUCCCUGUGUGUUUGAUUAUAGCAGACUGUAUGUAAUAUUCAGCAGACCGAAUGUUAUAUAAUAUGGGUAGUCCUCGACCUACGACCAUUCAGUCAGCAACUGUUCCAAGUUAUGAUGGUGCUGAAUGAAUGGUGAUUAUGACUGGUCCUCAGAGUUCUGGCCGUCCCAGCAACCCCGCAGUUAUGUGAUUGCUAUUUGCAACCUUCCCUGCCAGCUUCCCCAGAAAGUCAAUAGGGAAGCCAGCAGGGAAGGUCACAAGUCAGGUAAGUCUCCCCCACCUGUGCACCUCCCAGCCCUUCUGGGCUUGCACCACACUGGCCACUUGCCCCCCCAUGCACCCUCCCUGACCUGCGGCCCUGUGCACCCUCCCCAACCCACAUGAUGCCUCAAGUGCCCUCCCCAACCUGCACAGUGCCUCUCACACACCCCCUCACACCUUGUGCCUCUCUCACACACUCUCCGACCCUCACCAACUCACGCCACAGUUCUCCCACACUGGACCUCUUGGGCAGCCAUACGCACCCUCCCUGACCCACACGGUGCCUCUUGCACACAUCCCCACACCUUCCCUGACCCAUGUGGCACCUCUCAUGCACCCUCUCUGAUCCUCCCUUGCACCCUUACCACAUCUCUCAUGCACCCUCCUCCACACCCUUGUGCACCCCCUUGCUCUCUCCCCCACCCAGCAGCAGCCACUUACCUACCUGCGGACCUGGGACUUGCAGCUGUCUGCCAGCUUCCCCACUGACUUUGGUUGUGGGAAACCAGCAGGAAGUUGCCUCACUUAACAACUGUGGGAUUCCGUUAACAGCAGCAACCAGGACUGCAGGGAUUGCCGUCGCUAAGCGAUGUGGUCGCGCUUUACAACUGCAUCGCUUAGCAACAGAAAUUCCGGUCCCAAUUGCCAUCAUAGGUUGAGGACUACCUGUAGUCAGAUACGAUAAAAAUAGCCAUGCAAUGCAAUCUUUUCCCCUUAUAAUUUUCUUGUAUUUGUAGUAUUCUAAUGAGCUGCAGAAUUAAAUUACUAGUAACCCAAGAUUCUAUAUGCUGUUUUUUAUAAUAUGUAUAUGAAUUUAUUUUGGUAUUGAAACUGAGUCAGCUGAUUCAUGUUAAUCAAUUCUUAUAUGUGCUGAACUGUGUUGACCAGUCUUCCCCCAAAGAACCUGUAGCUUUUAGGUAGUUUAUUUAAAUUGCAAAACCAAAUGGAAAAGUUAAAAAAAAACACCUUUGGGUUGUGUUCCUGAUUUAAUUUCCCCAUUAAAACAUUAUUUGCUAAUAGAA